Molecule: messenger RNA, 1332 nt
Organism: Laetiporus sulphureus 93-53
Lineage: Eukaryota; Fungi; Basidiomycota; Agaricomycetes; Polyporales; Laetiporaceae
Exons: 7
Coding region: 1-1332 (443 amino acids)
Source: RefSeq, a predicted model, not a curated record
AUGGGUGACCCCACUACUCCAUCAUCCUCUCAAUGUCCUGCAACUCCAGUCACUUCUCCACACAAGGCGGCGGACUCGAAGGAUGCUGUCAUGGGCGUCAUUUACUCCACUUGGAAGGUGUUGCAUGAGGCAGAGCCUCUAGAUCCAGCUGUGGAUUCUGAAUUCCUGAUACGUGAGUUCCUUUCUGCCCUGCAUGAUCUUCGUGCCUUUUCAGACUUGGUAUUGCAAACACGCUAUACCCAGUCUUGCCAAAAAGCCCAGGUGCAUCUUGACUCCUUCGUUCAACCGUUGUGGCUAUCGUGGUGCGCAGAGUUGAUCUCGCCUGAGCGGGCUGCUGCCUUCUCAGUGAACAAGGAACUGAGCCCCCCUCCAGUGGCUGAGGCUUUUGCACAUACUUUUUCUGAUACUGGGGAGGUUGCGGCCUCUGACUCUCCAACCGCUUCCACCGGCGUCGACGAUACUCUUCUCUCAGUUGCUCUGGCCUCUUUUUCUGUGGUGGCCAUGCCUGUCAUGGCUUCUGCUGCUCUUGGUGAUCCUGUCCCUAAGUUCGAGUUUCAGGCUCGUGCAGCCAACCCGGUCACUAUCAACCCUCCUUCUGACUCCGAUACUGCAGCCAUGGAGGUUGAUUCUCCACUCGCUACCAUGGUCAAUAAACUUCCCUCUGCACAUGUCUCCGAGACCAUCGAGCUCUCCAGCAACAAUGAGGAUGACAGUGACAGUGACGAGGUCAAGUUCAUAGGUGGCACGAUCCCCAACUUGUCUUCAGUGCAUUUGAAGAAGGGCAAGGGCCGCAGUCGCAAGUCUAUCAAAGCUUCCAAAAUGACUACGACCUCAGAGGACCAAGUAUCUUCCAGCUUGGCAGAAGCCAUCUAUCGCUUUUUUGGUCUGGCCCAUACCUUACCCGACAUGCCCAAGCCCGAUGUUGAGUUCGAUGCUGAAGAUGCACCUGAGGUUGUGACCGUCAAGCAAGAGAAGGGCACUGCCGGGCCUUCUCAUUGUAAGCUGGUGAUUCCUCCACCACUGCGUGAUCAUUUCGACAGGCCUCCCAAGCGUCCUCGCUUUGAAGACUCUGACCCUGAUGACAUCAUGAUGCAGCACACCCACACUGACACCAUCGUUGUUCCAUCAACCAAGGUCCUCAAGCCAUGCUCAUCGAAAGGCAAAUCUCAUGCAAAGGGCUCCUCCAAGGUUGCGACCAUGAAGUCAGAGCUGAUUCACGUUUUGACAGCUGUCAUCAAGCCCUCUGCAGCUAGUACGCAACUUGAGCAGAUGAUUGAGCUUUCACAACAGCUCCUCGAGGAGAACCAUGCCUUGAGGGCUCGCAAGUCGUGA